CCUCGAUCGUCACUCUCUCACUUGACGUCUCUCUCCACUUGUCGAUCGCCCGCUCACCUAGCAAGAUGCAUAUAUGUUAUUUAGUUUUCUGAUAACAUGAUUUGUGUCUCGCGCUUCUUUUUUGGACCUUGGCUGCUAUUAUCUUUCCAAUGAGCAAAUAUUGACUUGGAGCGACUGCAAAGGCUGUUCUCGGAACGCCCGUUUGUCCACCGCUUCAUAGCAACGGACGCUCUUCUUUGACAUGGACACUCGCCAGGGCGAACGGCAGCCCUUGCUCGGCGGCCACGGCGCUCAACCCACCUACCAAUUCAUUCGCACCAGGGCGCGACGCGUGCUGCUCAGACGAAUGUGGAACAGGAUGGUCGUCCAUCUGCGCGGCGGCUACACCAGAAUAAACCAGCAAUACCGCCGACGCGUGCACCGUCCUAAGGAUUUUGUGACCAUCGACACAAAAGAAGACUUGCUUUGGGCCAAAAUGCUCUCUCAGUGCAGCAGCCCUUAUUUCACCGACCUGGACAAUGUCCACGACAUGGCCAUUAAGGCCAUCGAGUCAGGCGGACUUGCUGUCUUCUGACGAAAAAUGUUAAACCCGCCAAAGUCAAAGUUCCUCUGUAAAUACUCUGUACAUAGAAAACUGAUCAUUAUUGUGUUCUUUUUCAUAUACUCAUGUGCGGCGAAAACUGGAUGCAAGCUCCGAAUGCACAGUCAAACUGCCCUCCUGGCUUGGAAUAUCUCACCAUGAUCGACCAACUGCUUGUGCACCAGAAGGUUGAAGUACUUGAAGCCAUAACUGGAUUUGAAACGGCCAACAAGUUCUCCGUGAAGAACAGCUUGGGUCAAAAAAUAUUUGACGCCAAAGAGAGCAGCGGCUGCCUGACAAGAAACUGCUGUGGACCUAUUAGGCCUUUUGACAUGAAGAUUUAUGACAACCACAAGAACAUGGUCAUGCACUUGCACCGUCCGUUUGCAUGCCAGAGCUGCUGGUUCCCGUGCUGCCUUCAGUCCAUGGAAGUGACCGCUCCACCUGGAACUUUGGUGGGAACAGUUGAGCAGGAGUGGAGCGUCUUCAAGCCACAUUUCAAAGUCAAGGAUGCAGCUGGAAACACCGUGCUUUUGAUCCGAGGACCUUUCUGUACCUUCAGUUUUUGUGGCGAUGUGGAAUUCAAGGUUUUCUCCGCAGACGGAUCAAGGGAGGUUGGAAUGAUUUCAAAGCAGUGGUCGGGAAUCGCCAGGGAAGCCUUUACGGAUGCUGACCUCUUCGGAAUUUCCUUCCCCAUGGACCUUGAUGUGAAAAUGAAGGCGGUUAUGCUUGGUGCCUGCUUUCUGAUUGAUGCCAUGUUCUUCGAAAAGAAAGGAAACAAGGAACGAGAUGGUCUUGGAAUGUUCUAAAUUCAAAUCCUGCAUUUGUAUACCAAAUUUUACGCAUAUGAUCUUCACCGAAAGUAUGAUUCUAUUUCCUCUGAGAUACACUAAAAUCAAGAACCAGGAGCAUUAACACUGAAUAUCAUUCGUCAUCUAGUUGAUUUUUGUUAAAAAAAAAGGAAUAAAUUACAGCACUUCAUUACCAUAAUCUGGUGUCAAAUUUCCAGAUUAGUUAAAUGAUAAUUAUUUGAAAUGUAAAGUAAAUACUUGUCCUGGUUGAUUGCAACUUGUAAUGUAUUCAAUUUUAUCCUCUGAGCAUCUAAACAUCAUUGUAACAGCUUAUUUACAAUUAGGGCACACCAAGAUGUUUAGAACUUAGUAAGUUGGGCAUAAAUAUUUUGCGUCGUUUUUAAGUUUUGUACUUCAUGAUAAUUAUUAUUGGCCGUCAAUGCAAAACUUGUUGCGCCUUUCUCAUGUGCAACUUAGUUAUACAAAAAUAUAGCACAAACUACUGCUUUUGGGCUAUUUGCCAGAUAUAUUUUGUUGUGCGAUGUUUAUGAUAUGACAACUAAUGUAAGUAUAAUAACCAUUACACGCGUCCAUCAUACCUUACAAAAGUAUUUGCAAAACAACAAAAAUAUAAAUUAUAUCUGUAGCUGGCCAAAAAGCCAUGAAAUUAGAAUCCUAACGUUUAUGAAGCAUAUAAUGCCAUGUGUAUUCUAAAUUCAGAAGCUUUUACAUGUUCUAUAUUCAUGCUGGGUAAUGUUAUUCUAAUAAAAAUUUUAAAUGAAA
Messenger RNA from Neocloeon triangulifer, 2154 nucleotides. It is a transcript of the gene scramb1, whose product is annotated as phospholipid scramblase 1. NCBI's taxonomy places the organism in Eukaryota, Metazoa, Arthropoda, Insecta, Ephemeroptera, Baetidae. The record is from RefSeq and is a predicted model, not a curated record. Gene Ontology annotation, cellular component: plasma membrane. The transcript has 7 exons. Gene Ontology annotation, biological process: plasma membrane phospholipid scrambling. Gene Ontology annotation, molecular function: phospholipid scramblase activity. Bases 667 to 1389 code for a protein of 240 amino acids.